Messenger RNA from Rhipicephalus sanguineus (brown dog tick), 2320 nucleotides. It is a transcript of the gene sds22, whose product is annotated as protein phosphatase 1 regulatory subunit 7. Gene Ontology annotation, molecular function: protein binding. The record is from RefSeq and is a predicted model, not a curated record. Bases 123 to 1349 code for a protein of 408 amino acids. Lineage: Eukaryota; Metazoa; Arthropoda; Arachnida; Ixodida; Ixodidae. The transcript is spliced from 13 exons.
UUUCCGUCUUUAUUCGCUUGUCGACGCUCAGAUACGCUCGGAGACGUUAUGGCAAGCGGAUCACUCGAUCGCGAUGUUUCCUAUCCGGAACACUGAAGACUCCUUGUGUCUCAAAGGCACCUAUGUGCGCGUUAUGUGUGCUAUGGGAUGUCAACGCUGCCUGCAAAGCUCCGCCCAAGUCGGAAGAGGUGAAGCCAGACGCUCAGGAUGCGUCGAAACUGUCCAAGGACCCAGCGGCGAAAGCGCCGCAGGGCGAAGAAGCCAAAGGUGUUCCGGAAGCUGCUAAGACAGCCGAGCCCGGUGCUGCUGCUGUGAACAUUGCAAAGAUGGAAGGGGCCCAACCAAGACCUGUCCAAAAUGUCGAAGGAGAUGCUAAAGGGGUCUGCAGCGUUGAAGUGAGCCUUUCGCCAACCCUCGUUGGCACAGAUCAGAAAGAACAGCAAAAGCCAAAAGGACCCAAAUUACAUGAAAUAUCACUGGACGAUAUCGAUCUCGAUACCACGUUUGUCGAUUUCACCCAUUCUCGCAUCGGGAAGGUGUCAAACUUGGAGCCCCUGCGGCGAGUAGAGGUUUUAAUAUUUAGGAACAACCUGCUUAAGAAGAUUGAAAAUGUGCAGAUGUUGGUAACAUUGAAGGAGCUAGAGUUUUACGACAACCAGAUUACAAAGAUUGAGAAUCUUGAUGCUCUGGUUAAUCUUGAAAUCCUGGACAUCUCAUUCAACCGGUUAACGCACAUUGAGAACCUCGACAACCUCGUGAAGCUAAAAAAACUGUUCCUGGUGAACAACAGGAUCACAAAGAUUGAGAACCUCGACAAACUCGUCAACCUCGAAAUGCUUGAGUUGGGUUCCAACCGAAUAAAGGUCAUUGAGAACUUGGACCGGCUGGUAAACUUAAAAAACCUCUUCUUGGGGAAGAACAAGAUCUCCAAGCUUCAAAACCUCGAACCCCUCAAGCAACUGGAACUGCUCAGUAUUCAAAGUAACCGAAUAGUGAAGCUCGAAGGGCUGAGCGAGAACAGGAACCUCUGCCAGUUGUACAUGUCGCACAAUGGCAUUGAGCAAAUUGAAAACCUUGAAAACAAUGUAAAACUGGAAACCUUAGACCUUGCGGCCAACAAGAUCAAGCACCUGACCAACAUUAAACAACUUGUCAACUUAGAAGAAUUCUGGUUUAAUGACAAUUUGAUAGAAAGCUUUGAAGAGGUGGAGGUGCUCAGGAACUUCCCCAAGCUGGCGACAGUCUACUUACACAGCAACCCCAUCGAGAAGGACCCCAUGUACAGGCGCAAGAUCAUGAUGAUAUCCCCAACUGUGACACAAAUCGAUGCCACAAUGUGCCGAAAGUAGCCGACAACUCGCCCGUCUGCAGGACUUGUCACUGCCACAAUCAGUGUGGCACAAGGUUCUUUCGUCCACAAGCGGCUUGCGGUUGAAAACCUAGUUUUGUUGGCUUUUGCAAUAACAGGCGCUGCAGUCAUCAGCCAAAGAGCCGUGGAGCCGAGUUCCGAGGAAGGUGUCAAGAUUGGACGGUGGAGACCUCUUUGUUGUUUUGUUUGUGUGCUAAAUAAAUGCUAGUUGCAAGUGUUCACUUCUCCCAUAGGUCCCAUGAAAAGCAGGUCAACAUGUCUUACUUGUUUUGUACUUACCGAGGGCAAGUGCUCUGCUGUGUAGGUUGUGCAUUGCUACAUGAUACUAUUAAAACCCAUAGACAAGCCGCUAAAAGUGCCAGUGCACAAUAUGAACAAGGUAAGCUGGCAUCAAGGCGUCGUUAACAAUACAUUCGGUUACUGCACGCCUGUUUAUGCUGGCUCUAUUUUUGUAUGAGAAAGCAGCUGCAAGCGAGCUUGUGACAUGAGUGCUCGUCUGUAAUACACCUCUGCUUGCAAUUUUCCGAAUGAAAGAAUUCUCAAGAACCAGAUAUUUUUAGUAAGCUUAAUAAGAAAUAUGCUUACAUGGACCCAGCACGCAGCACAGAAUGAAGUGUUUCUGUUGCACUGAGAAGGCACCCUUUGUUUUAUGAAGCUAAUAGGACCUGAUCGAUGGUUUUUUAUGGCGUGAUUAAGAUCACUAGCCAAGACUCCCGCAUAUUACGACACUCCAGUUUGCUGUGUUAAGUGCACUCUGCUUAUGAGGAGCUGUGUGAAAAUUGAUUUUGGAGAAUACAGUCGUGUGAAUAUGUUGACUUGCACAAGUCUGCCAAAUUUUUAGCUUUCCUGUGCAUAAACCACUAUCUCUCCUCCUUUAUGUGUAUUUAAUGUAAUAUGAAUUCAUGUAAUACAAACUGAUUAUCUUCCCAAAAAUAAAUUUUAUUUUUAUUC